AUGCUGCUGCGCUGCCGUGCGCGGCCUGAGGCGUUGCUGUUGACUGAAGAUGCAUUGCAAGUAUGGCAGUGCAUGGCGCCGCGAGCGCCUAGGCCUGAUGAUGUCAACGACGACGCAAUCCCGGGCUUGCUCCUGCAAACCCCCCGGCGGCGCGCCGCCGUGCCCGCCGUGCGAGUCGGCGCCGCCGCCGCCGUGCCGCGCGCCGCCGUCGCCGCCCUCCCCGGCCGCCGCGUCGUCUGCUGCCCGCCGCCGCAGGGGAAACGCCCGCCCUGCGCGGAGAAGGAGCCUAAUUGUUCGCUCACUUGCGAACAUCAAUUACCACAGAAACCGCAAACAUAUUCAACGGGGCCAAGAAAGCUAUGCGGCGCGCAACGUGACGUGGUAGCCGAACGCAUCCGCUGCUACGAGGAGCACCAUCGAAGCGUAUACGAGAGCGCCGUCAAGGAGCGAAUGGCGCGCCCGAGAACGCCGCCGCCACCACUAAAAUGUCCGCAACCGCCGGAGAAAAGAAUAGAGCUAGCCACCGACGGACGAAUGAAGUCUUCUCCUCACUGUCCAACCAACCGUCCGCCGCACCCCCCGCCACAACCAGUAACUUUAGAGCCUUUAGGAGAUUGUCGCCCAAAAGAACGCUCAGUCGUUGACCCCUGUGCGCAUACACCUCGCACGCUCCUCUCCAUCGACCGAGGCGAUCCGAAACCUCAAACAGAACAGUGUCAAGCUACAUCAACACCGCCUAAACCAUGCCAUGAGAACCCUAAGAAUCAAACUGAAAGUACUAAAGGCUCCAAAUGCCAAACUGAGAGUAGCUACAAAGGGAUCACUUCGCGCAUCAUGGAUACUAUUAGAUGUGGUCGAGCGACUCCAGCCCAAACGAGCCCAAGUAAGCCGAAACCAGAAUGGUGUAGCAAACCACCAGCUUUAGCAGCAGCGCCGAAGCGUUGCCGUCAGCCUACACUCGCUGAACGGAUGCGGCGAGGUUCCCCUUCCCGUAACAAACGGCAAUUCCAUACUUCAGCUACUAAUUUGGCUGAUAAAUGCAAUAAGGAUAAAGAGGCGCCUAACGCGUCAGGGCGCGAAGCAGUGCUAGCCGCUUCUAAGAAGCUCGCAGCGGCGUUGAGUGAGCGUGAUUCUCUUAAAGAAGCUGGGCUCGGUCGCGCCGUUAGGGCUCCAUCGUGCGCGCCGCCGGCGCCGCCGCCGCCGCCGCGCCCUACCGGCGGCGCUAUGGAGUUCAGCGUCCCCGCCGACGCCGACACAGUCUGCGUCCGCGUGUCUAUGGGCAAACGUCCCGUCCCGCAAGGCCCACCAGUAACACGUCCCACUCCUCAAACUCCACCAAAAGCUUGUCCAUCCCCUCCUUGCUCGGGCAUCCCCUGCCCCCCGCAAUCGUCAAGCGACUCCUGGCUGUCUAUCAAGAAGCUCCAGCAGAAGAUUUCAAACUGCGGCCGCGAUACCCCAGCUUCCCCUAAGCCGUCUGCCCCGGCGCGGCCGCCGCCGCCGUGUUCCCCUCAAGGCCGCGCUAAGAUGAUGGACGUGUUGCCUCAUACUAUUUUCAUGAAAUAA
Leguminivora glycinivorella is the source of this 1563-nucleotide messenger RNA. RefSeq names its product ESX-1 secretion-associated protein EspI-like. The record is from RefSeq and is a predicted model, not a curated record. The transcript is spliced from 5 exons. NCBI's taxonomy places the organism in Eukaryota, Metazoa, Arthropoda, Insecta, Lepidoptera, Tortricidae. The coding region runs from base 1 to 1563 and encodes 520 amino acids.